Molecule: messenger RNA, 2046 nt
Organism: Cicer arietinum (chickpea)
Lineage: Eukaryota; Viridiplantae; Streptophyta; Magnoliopsida; Fabales; Fabaceae
Source: RefSeq, a predicted model, not a curated record
UAACACCUUUAAUUUAUUUAUCGCUCAAACAAACCAAUCACCUUUCGCCACCGCACCCUCGCCCAAAAACCAAAUCAUCCCCAUCCCAUUUUCCAAUUAAAAAAAUGGUGUUGCUAUAAAAGACUAACCCAAAAAAUCACCCCCUCAAUUCAAUUUCAAUUUGAUUGAAAAAAAAAACCAAAAACCAAACAACAAGUCACAUGUCACCCCACUUAGUAGCGGAUGGUAACUUUUUAGUAAGUCUGGUAUAGCCUAAUCGAAAUCCUAAGGAAAAGUCCCACACCCCACAAACAGCUAAUUUUGAUGAUGAUAAUAUUAACUGGAGGAUUGGAUUGGAUAAUGGGCAAAGUCAGAGGUGUGGACCUCUCCACCCCGCGGCGCACGUUAGCCCCCUCCCUCUCACCUAAACGGUGGUCGUCUCCUCAUCCACCCACGUCACCAAAUCCAGCCGCACAUCACACCACCCUCUCUUUAACCCCCACCCACCAUGUCCCCCCAACACUAACCACACCCUCCUAAAAUUAUUCCUCUUUUUCUUCUCCUCCUCCUCCUCCCCCUCCCCAUCACUAUCCUACGCUACCCAUCUCACCCUUUAAUCCUUUUCUCCUUCUUUACUAUCCUACGCCAUGGCCUCUUCACCCCCUUCUUCUCCAACAGAUUCCAACCCACCCUCCGCCGUACCCCUCCCUCUCCCCUCAUCAGCACCACCUCCAACAACCUCCUCCCGCCGUCUCCCUCCACCUUGCUGGACCCCAGAAGAAACUGCUGCCCUAAUCGACGCUUACCGUGACAAAUGGUAUUCUCUCGGCCGUACAAAUCUCAAAGCCACUCAUUGGCAAGAAGUCGCUGACGCCGUUACCGCUCGUUGCCCUAAUGCUUCACCUACCAAUAAAACCGCCGUUCAGUGCCGUCACAAAAUGGAAAAACUCCGUAAACGUUACCGAUCUGAGAUCCAACGGCUCAGGUCUCUCCCAAUUCCGCGAUCUCGUUCUUCUUCCUCUUGGGUUCAUUUCAAAUCAAUGGAUUCAAUGGAAAAAGGUCCUUCUCCACCGCCAAAAUUAGAAAACCCUAACCACCACCGUGAAACCCUAGACGAAAACGACGAUCUCGACGAUGACGAUCUCUACGAGGAACUCAAAAGCGCCGCUGCUGGUGGUUCCGGUAGCGGAAACACCAGAAGCCUCGAUAAACUCUACCGGAACGGUGCUUCCGGCGGUGGAUUCAGAAUCCGAAUCCCAACCGGUGUGAGCGUGGCUCAACCUGGAUCUAAGUUUUUCGGUCAUCAGAAAAUGAAUAACAAUCAAUCGGAAUCUGGUUCUCGUGGUUGCAUCAAUGGUGGAACGAGGCUUGUUAAGGAGAGAGUUGGGUUGGGGAAGAGGGAGAGAGAAAGAGAGGUAGAGAGAGAAAGAGACCCUGUUGGUGAAAUGGUGAGUGCUAUUAAGGUUUUGAGAGAUGGAUUUGUGAGAAUGGAACAGAUGAAGAUGGAGAUGGCUAGAGAGAUUGAAACUAUGCGUAUGGAGAUGGAGAUGAAGCGAACCGAAAUGAUUCUUGAGUCUCAACAGAGGAUUGUUGAAGCUUUUGCUAAAGCUGUUUCUGAGAAGAACAAGAAGAAACUACACAAGGGUAAUAGUAACAACAACACCGUAGCGUCACCUUCAGAAUCGUAGAUAAAUCUAUAUAAUCAAUAAUGAUGUUAAUAAAGAUCGGAACUUUUUUCGAUUCUGUGUUUGCAUUUGCACCCUCCAUGAGAUAUGAGAUAAUAUCAUGUUUUUUUUUUUUUUGUGAAUUAGUUCGGAUCUUGGUUUAGGUAGGUUGAUAUAAUGAUGUUGCUAUAUUCAUCUGUCGACCAAUCUUUUUAUGUUUCUGGUAAAUUUUGGAACUUGAUUAGUUUUAGGAUGAUUAUUGUUGGAUGAAUGUUGAUGUAGAAGCUCUUAAGUGUUCAAAUUUUUCUUUUCUUCUAGUGGUAAUGUUGCUGCUGCCUUGUAUUUAAAUUAUUAUAUGAUGAUUUGAGUUGGUGAACAUAGUUUCAUAUUGAUUUGUAUGGUA